Taeniopygia guttata (zebra finch) is the source of this 1514-nucleotide messenger RNA. The record is from RefSeq and is a predicted model, not a curated record. Lineage: Eukaryota; Metazoa; Chordata; Aves; Passeriformes; Estrildidae.
AGCGUCCUCCCAAUGUCACCCCGCCGGGCGGGCUCGCCGGGGGUGGGUGCGCCGCGGGGUGACCGCCCGCUGCCCGCAGCCCGCCAGGGGAAGGCGCAACCGGAGGGGAGAGGAGGCGCGGCUGCCGCCCGCGGUCCGCGUGUAGCGGCGGCAGCGCCGCCUCGCCUCCCGCCGCCGACCUUUCUCCUCGCGGAGGGCGGCGGGGCCGUGAGGCGGCAGCGCGGUGCCGGCCGUGUGGGCACGGUGAGGGCCCGGUGUGGGCACGGAAAAGACAGAAUAAUCUUUGCAACCAAGGAGGACCAUGAGACACCGAGCAGUGCUGAGCUGGUUGCAGAUGACCCAGAUGACCCCUACGAAGAGCAAGGAUUGAUAUUGCCCAAUGGAGAUAUCAAUUGGAAUUGCCCAUGUCUGGGUGGAAUGGCUAGUGGUCCCUGUGGGGAGCAGUUCAAGUCAGCCUUUUCUUGUUUCCACUAUAGCACAGAAGAAAUAAAGGGAUCAGACUGUGUGGACCAGUUCCGUGCCAUGCAGGAAUGCAUGCAGAAAUACCCAGAUCUUUACCCUCAAGAAGAUGAGAAUGAUGAGAAGUCCAGCAAAGAUUUGGAAGCUGCCUCUAUGGAGGCCUCUGCUGCCAAAGAGGAGAAGGCAUCCAGCUAAUGAAGAUGCAAGGAGGCUGUCGUCUCCAUUUCUCAUUUUCAGAGACUUGGACUUCUGCAGUGUGUCUGUCUUCUGAGUAGUGAGGAAAUGUUUCACCAUAUUCUGUGCACUGUAUCAAAAUAAAUAAUUUAUUCCUGAAGGAGAAAUCUCACAGCUUCAGCCUUGCAAAUAAAUACUGCAAAAAGAGUGAGUGUGUGUAUGUACUGUGUAACCUGAUUUUGGACACAGUUAAAACUUUAACAGCUGUUCUUUACCCUGAAGUUUUCCUUGAGUUUUGACUUGAAUAAUGUCUUGAAGUACAUAGCUCUCAACUAAAAUUCCACUGGCACACCAGGUCUGUCUUCAUUUCAGUAUGUUCUGAUCAGUAGCUGCUUUUAAUUUAAUGUAUUCAGUUCUAUUAAUAGAAAUUACAUUAAAUGAUUGUUUUUCCUUUAAGAUUUUUUUUUCCAAAGUGAUGCAAGACAUUGAAAAUGGUCUAGAUCUAGAAUUUCUAAAAUAAUUUCAAUUACUAGAUUAUGCUUGCAUUUCACUACUGGCAUCAGACUAGGACUGCCAGGAAAACGUUGAAAUGCACAUCUUCUUUGAUUUCAUUUACUUACUGUGAUGCCUUUUGCAUUUGUAAAAAUGGUGUGUUGUGCAACUGAAGAUUAAGAUGAAUGAAAAGAAUGUUGGUCACUGGCUUUAUUUUUGCUCUGAAAAUACAGAUUUUGGUUUCCUUUGGUUAUUACCUUCUCCUUCAAUAUAUAGAUGGGCACUUGUAAAAUACUUUGAGAUACAAUAAAUUGUUACCUGGUGUAAUGAUCUCAAAACAGAUACUGUGACUUAAGUGCAUAUUAAAAAGUAAAUACUUUUUACCCUCA